Messenger RNA from Salvelinus sp. IW2-2015, 1156 nucleotides. RefSeq names its product transmembrane protein 9 (gene tmem9). The record is from RefSeq and is a predicted model, not a curated record. Gene Ontology annotation, cellular component: lysosomal membrane. NCBI's taxonomy places the organism in Eukaryota, Metazoa, Chordata, Actinopteri, Salmoniformes, Salmonidae.
AAUACACCAUUGAAGUUCGUUGCCAAUAACGGUUAACACCACUGAAGAAGAAAAUCUGAAGUCAUCUUGUGGUAUGUGCGUAGGAAGUAAAUAACGUUUCAAAGUGUUCUUCCUCCAGUCCAGGGUAAGGAGGUUGAUACCUGGCGGGUCUGUCUGUUAGUAUGUCGUCCAGGAGAGAACAGAGUUCCAGGUCCCUUUUAUUCGGCCUGCUGGUUCUACUGCUCAGUGACGCCAUCUCCUUUGCACACGCUAGUAAGAGUUUUGAAGAUGUGCGCUGCAAGUGUAUCUGUCCACCCUACAGGAACAUCACCGGACACAUCUACAGCAGGAAUGUCUCCCAGAAAGAUUGUAAGUGCCUCCAUGUGGUGGAGCCCAUGCCAGUGCCGGGCCAUGAUGUGGAGGCCUACUGCCUGCUGUGUGAGUGCAAGUAUGAGGAACGCAGCAGCAACACCAUCAAGGUGACCAUCCUCAUCUACCUGUCAGUGGUGGGCUCCCUCCUCCUCUACAUGUUGUUCCUGCUGCUGGUUGACCCUCUGAUCCGUAAACAUGACCCCUAUAUCCAGCCCCUUCACAACGAAGAGGACUCUGAGGACAUGCGGCCGCAGCCUGAGGGUGCCAGUGCUGCUCAAGGAGGCAGAAGUAACACAGUACUGGAGAGGGUAGAGGGGGCACAGCAGCGGUGGAAAAAGCAGGUCCAGGAACAGCGCAAGACUGUCUUUGACCGACACAAGAUGCUUAGUUAAACCCCAAUGGCUGACUUCAGAUCAGAGGCUAGUCACCUCCUGAGCUUUGUCCACAUCUGCUGCUGUUAUACUGUCAUUAGCUACGUCGUUGUUGUUCAGGAUUUCAAUUCCUUUGCCAUUUCAAUACAUUCCCAGCACCUUUAGGACAGUUUAUGUACAGUAAUGCUGUUUGGAAUGAUGGCUGGCCCAAUUGUCCUUUGUUUCCAAAAUGAUGGUUGCAGUCGUGACUCCUAAGCUAAAGAAUACAGAUGUGAUAGAAGUGUACCAAAUGAGGAGAAAACAGCAUAAUGCAAGUUAUAUCUUCAUUUCUGCGUCAUACACUGAGUACAAAACAUUUAGAAUACCUGCUCUUUCCAUGACAUAGACUGACCAGGUGAAUCCAGGUGAAAGCUAUGAUCCCUUAUUGAUGUCAC